GUCAAGCUUUCGGUUUCAUUUUCUAUCGUGCCGAAAAGUACUGUGUGAUGCAAAAAUGAAUAAAUGCUUGGUCCAUCGUAUUAUAUAUAUAUAUAUUUGAAAGCCGCAGUCGCGCGUGUAUGAAGGCGGUGGAGGGCGAAGGGCGACAAUGCGUCGGGUUCGGCGGCGGCGCGGCGUGCUGUGGUAUGUCGACCGAUCACGGUCCGUGCGCGAUAUAAAAGGGUGAUCUGCGUUCGACAUGUUCCACCGGCGAUGCGGACAUCGUGUCACUUUCAGCAACAACAACUGCACGGCCACGCGCAACUCCUCCGAGUACAACCAUGGUCUGGUGUUCAGUCUGGAGCCGCUCCAGGAUGACGCGGUGUUUGAAGUCACUAUCGACAAAAAGGUGAGAGCAUGGUGCGGCAGUAUAGAAAUUGGAGUAACGGAAUGCGAUCCAGAGACUCUGGAAAUACCAUCAUGCGCUAUAAAGCUUCGCCAUGGAUCGUGGAUUAUGACUGGCUCUGGCAUAGUUCACAAUGGAGAUCGAAUUGUGGAAAUGUACGGCACGUACGAUUUAAAAGAUCUGAAGGAGGGGAAUACUUUAGGAGUAAUGCGGACGUCCAAUCAUGAGCUGGUAUUCUACAUAAAUGGUGUUUCGCAAGGCGUUGCUGUCAGCAACAUUCCGGAGUAUGUUUAUGCUGUUAUAGAUAUGUAUGGUAAUUGUAUACAAGUCAGCGCAUCUCAUCCUAGACUUGCCGCCUUGUGUAACGUGCCGAAAGAUGAAGUCGAGAUUAAUAAUGAUUAUACUAUGGGGGAAACCUCCAGUUCCUCAACAACAAAUCUAGUCGCUAACUUAAACGUUAAUUUAAGCGUCAAUGUAAAUGUUAAUUUGCCGAAAAAUCCAACUCCCGCCGCUAUAAGAGAAGAUAGAUUAAGAUUUCACGAGAGAGUCGGAACGUUGGUGAAAUUGUCCAAUAACGCGAGAGUUGCCGAGAGACGGAGACCAUUGGAUGAAUUUAACAAUGGGGUUGUAAUGACUCACAGACCGCUACGGGAUAACGAAUUGUUUGAAAUACGAAUAGAUCGGCUGGUUUACAAAUGGUCGGGCAGCAUAGAAGUCGGAGUUACCACUCACAGCCCAACUGCGCUAGAAUUUCCGGCGACGAUGACAAAUAUGCGCUCCGGUACAACGAUGAUGUCUGGCUGUGGUAUUUUAACGAACGGCAAAGGCACGCAGCGGGAAUACGGAGAAUUUAACUUAGACGAAUUGAGAGAAGGAGACCGCGUGGCAAUGAUCAGGCACAGUAAUGGAGAUCUUCACUAUUUAAUAAAUGGUCUGGAUCAAGGUAUCGCUGCCAAAGUACCCACCGGAGUGUGGGGCGUGAUAGAUCUCUACGGAAUGACCGUGAAAGUGACUAUUGUCGAUCGCGACGAAAGGGAAGAGCAAAAUCUAGUUACUAGAAGAAACACGUUGCAUUUGCAGGGUCUGGAUAGUGAAGUUGGAGAAGAGGAAGUACCUGACAGGCUGCUGUUUCAUCCUUGUUGUGGCACACACGCUGAUGUGAUCAACAACGGGCGUACAGCGCACAGGCCUAAUGCCAUAGAUGAUUUCAAUAAUGGCGUGGUAUUAACCUCGAGACCGUUGAAGCCUAAUGAAUUGUUUGAGGUGCGGUUGGACAAAAUUGUCACCAAGUGGGCUGGCUCCAUUGAGAUAGGAGUCACUACUCAUUCUCCGACAGAGCUUGAGUUUCCAUUUACCAUGACAAACGUUAGAUCUGGCACGUGGAUGAUGACGGGCAACGGCGUAAUGCACAACGGCACCACUAUGAUAGAUCAGUACGGUCAGAAUCUGGACCGGCUGCACAUCUGGGACCGCGUGGGCGUAAUGCGGAAGGACAAUGCAACGCUGCAUUUCUACGUAAACGGCGCGGAUCAGGGAGCGGCCGCGAUAAACGUGCCGGAGAGAGUCUACGGCGUUAUCGAUCUCUACGGGCAAGCCGCCCAAGCCACCAUAGUGGAUAGCGUGGACUUCUACAGUCCCACCACGAAUAAUUCUAGUUUUAGCAAUACGACGUUGUACAGCGAUCUAAGGUUUCAUCAUGUGCACGGUAAAAAUGCACGAAUCACAAACAAUGGUUUGACGGCGUCCAGGCCGCGAGCUUUAGGCGAAUUCAACGAGGCCAUCGUGAUUGCGAAUCGCGCGCUACGCGACGGUGAGAUGUUCGAGGUGACGAUAGAUAAGAUGGUCGCCAGAUGGUCUGGCGCUAUAGAAGCAGGUGUUACUGUAAUAAAACCUGACGAAUUGGAGUUUCCAUCUACAAUGACGGAUAUUGAUCACGACACGUGGAUGCUUUCCGGAUCGACGGUGAUGCGUGAUGGUGUCUCGUUGCGUAAUAAUUACGCCUGUGAUCUGGAUAAAUUGGUGGAGGGCAACCGAAUCGGAAUGAUGCGAUGUUCAGACUCUUCCUUACAUUACUUUCUGGACGGCGUGGAUCAAGGUUCCGCGUGUACGGGUUUACCGCCAAACGUUUAUCCGGUGAUCGAUUUGUACGGUCAAUGUGCACAGGUGACGAUUGUGUUGCCUGAGCGCCGAGAUCCUCUGACUCAACAGUAUCUGCCAUCGGAGAACAGUAUUAGUCAACAGCCGACCUCAGUGAUCCAGCCUCAGGCGCAAACGGAGAUUUUACACAAGUUCCACGAAUCGGUCGGGUUGAACAUUCAGCUGAACAGCGAUAGAACGGUGGCGACCAGGUGCAGAGAGUACAACAACGCCGUGCUGUUGAGCGAGACAGCGCUUGAAAAUAACGAACUAUUUGAGAUCGCCAUUCAGGAGGUAGCGCGCGAGUGGAGCGGUUGUUUGAGGAUAGGCGUCUUGAGUCACGAGACAGGCAACUGGCUGACAUCGAUGAACCUCGUGCCCGGCAUGACGUCCAUUCCUGGCGACGCCUGGUACUUGACCGGCAACGAAGUGAGACACAUGGGUUACGCACUCGCCUCCAACUAUUGCACAAGUCUGGAUUGGUUGCGCGUGAAAGACAAGAUCGGUGUGAAGCGCACGCACGAGGGCAAUCUGAAGUUCUACAUAAACGGCGAAGACAUGGGCGUGGCGGCAUUCGACGUGCCAGAGAUGGUGUACGCGGUUAUAGAGCUGUUCGGCAGCACCGUGGCCGUAAACAUCACCAGCAGCAAGCAACAAAACCCCGCGAUAUCUCCCAAUGCCAGUUUGAGGCUGCAGGAUUCGCUGGAACUCGUGCUGGACCCGAUGCCGCUGAGAAACGACGGGGUAAUGGACACGUCUAUCGACGUGUCCGAGGGAAAGCUGAUGAACGAGACGACGCUGACGCCGACGCAGCCCGCCGCCACUGUCCCGAUCGCCAGCGACGGCGAUUGGAUCUACGAAUUCCACGAGAAUCACGGCAGGAACAUUCAGUUGGAAACGAUGACGAUCGCCAGACGGGUGGCGAGUUAUAAUCAGGGCGUGGUGAUGUCCAGUCGUCCGUUGAUAAAGGGCAAGCCGUUCCAGGUGAAGAUAGAAAAGCUGAACGAACGGUGGGUGUCGAAUAUCCUCUGCGGUGUUUCCUGCAUAGUGCCGGAGAAGCAGACGAGCUUUCCGCUGACGGCGCUGGGCUUCAAGAAGCACUCGUGGAUCAUCUGCAGCGACUGGAUAUUCCACAACGGCAUGCGAGUGAAGACAAAGUACGGCGCCGGCCUGGAGAAUCUUCAAUGCAAUUCGACCGUGAGUCUGCUGAUCGACGAGGACAAUCGGCUGCACCUGUUCAUCAACGGCGUGGAUCAGGGUGUGGCCGCGACUGAUUUACCGCCGUACGUCUUCGCCGUGAUCGACUUGUACGGACAGUGCGAGCAAGUGUCUAUCACGGGACUCAGCGAGGAGUCUUCCUACGCGAGCGUUGCUAUCGACAACGCGCUAACGGCUCCCAUCGAGUGCGUGAGCGUGGAAACGGAGGACGUGGAAAAUUCGCGCGAGAAAGCCGAUUUAGAGUGUCACGAGAAGGAGAACGCGAUGGCAACCACCUCGUCGGACCUCUCGCCGUCUUCGACGUCUCCGAGUGUGCCGAGCCAGUGCAGCUCCAGCGCCAGAGACGGCAAUCUCGAGGCUGAGUACUUGACGUUCAGCAGCAACAAUAGCGCGAAUCUAGCGAACAACAGUAUAGAGAACAAAGCCACGGUAUCGAGUAUCGACAGUAACAACUCGGACUCGGGCUCCGAGUUGAGCAACGACGCGCGAAGCGCCAGGAACAGAGCGUAUCCGGACAACGCCGGACCGCCGUUGAACAACCAAUCCGAAAACAACUCGAGCGAGUCGAAUCUCGACGCGGGCAAUCGCGCGCUCGUUAACGUCUUAAGUAUUAGAAAUGAGUGUACAAACGUAGAAAUAAACAACGCGACGAACAUUAAUAUACAGAAGGGCAUGGUUGCCAGCGCGAGCAACAUGACUAAUCUGAGCGCGGCGAUCACCGCGACGAAUGCCAACAACGCGAUUAAUGAAAGCAUAGCGUCCAAUAGUCAAGUGAAUAGUGUAGGCGGCGCGCAGCCGAACAAUCUCUCGGAUCUGCCCAACAAUGCUUGCUCCGGCUUCCACGAGUCGCGCGCACCGUACGCGGAUCGCGACAACGCCGCGUUGAUUCGCGACAACUCCUUCAACGGCAACGUCGUACCUCCGAGCCAGAACACGACGGCGAUCGCGCCGUACAACGCGUCCUCGAUAACGUUGAUACCGUCGUUACCGUCCACCCCCCUCGGGUCCACCGUCGUCACGUCGUCGCGCAAGUGCGACUAUCUGAAGGCGUGCAUGCAGCUGAAGAAGUCGCUUGUGCUGCCGGACGAGUUCUUCUCCGCCGACGAGAUACUCUGCUACUGCAGCGCGUGUUACAAGGUGGACGGCGACAAUGCGAUCUGUAAGAAGGGCGAGCCGCCGGCGGAGUUUGCGAUACCGAUCGGUUGGGCCAGGUUCCCGUUGAAACAGAGCAUCAAUGCCAAUCAGAUUCCGCAGAGCACGACGGACAAGUGGCACGUUGCGUUCUACGGCAUACGCCUCGACGCAAUAAGGUUGAUCUUGGACAGAGGAGAGCUUAUGACCAAAGAGCAGCUAGACGUGAACAACUUGACAGCAGGUGUAAAAAGUGAGGAUCAAAACCCCCAAGUGUCGUUCUCGCCUAGCAUCAAGUACGCGGCAUCCGAUGAAUUCACUAGAAAGUACCCCUACAUCGAUACGCAAUCGAAUAAGAAGCUGAACGCAUCGACGGUGUUUCAAUUGUUGGUGAGACCCGGUUCUUACACGAUCAGUCCCGGCGACAAGGACGGCACCGAUCCGCACUGCGAAUCCAGCAAGUGGGCGACUAAGGAGGCCGGCGCCACGGUAAUCGUCGCUCUUCUCAUCCGUCUGGACGGAUUCUAAUGCGCGAUCGUUCCCGAAAGUGUUGUGCACACGAACUUAUUUCACGCUGCCUGCAUCAGACACACCCACGAUCGGAUUGUGAGUAAUUGUACAUACGACGUGCCCGAUCGUUAACAUGACUGUGGUAAGAGACUUUCGAAAUUGAUAUUUCAAUUCCGUCGAAAUCGCGCUGUAUAUUUACGUUAAGUCGCGCGAAGGUUCCGUCGCGUGCGUUUAGUAGUUUAAGGAUUUUGUCGUCAGACGUUUGUGUGCUAGAGAUUAAUUCGCGUUUCAGUUACCUUUUACCGCAGCGUUUAACAUGUGUACAGUACGGAUAAUUGUGCAAUAGGUAACGUUCGUUAAUUUAUGUGAAGAAUCCGCUAGGAAAAUUAUUCGCUAAAAAUCCGCUGUGCUUAGUUAUAACUCAAGUGAUAUAUUAUAAAAGACUUUUAACUGAGUUUUAAAUGUUUUAACGUACACGCGUGUCACAUGUUCGUCGCUAGAGUGGCCUAGCUUAACGCUCACAAGAACAAAUAAUGUACGAAAUAUAUUGCCACAGUGAACGUAUUCGCCACUUGAGCGGAGAGAAUAUAGUAUUUUUGAUGCCAGUUCCACGCUUAACCGACAUACCAAAUCUUUAUCGCAUUGCAUGUAAAGAAACCUCGAGACACGAUACAAUUUUUUUAACGCACUCUUCUGCAGCAUCGAUAGAAAGGGAAGUCUUGUAAUAUGUCUAUGUUGUAGAAAUAAAUGCAAUGCGAAUGCAGCUCGCAUUGUCAACACCA
Linepithema humile (Argentine ant) is the source of this 6162-nucleotide messenger RNA. RefSeq names its product neuralized E3 ubiquitin protein ligase 4 (gene Neurl4). NCBI's taxonomy places the organism in Eukaryota, Metazoa, Arthropoda, Insecta, Hymenoptera, Formicidae. The record is from RefSeq and is a predicted model, not a curated record. Gene Ontology annotation, molecular function: ubiquitin protein ligase activity.